AUGGCUCAACGUGAUCUCACAUAUAACAGUCCCAACGUGCCGCAGGACGGCGAACAGAACCCGUUUGCCUCUCCUCAAGAUGAGGAUCUGUCGUCGUCGUUCGGCUCCAACCAUAUCUCGUCAUCUCAGCUGGACGAUACCAACUUUCAUUAUGGAAAACCGUUCAGUUCAUACAAUGGUUAUUACCUGAAGAAUGGCACCUCAUCGAAUCUUCUUUCUCAUGAGACAUCGUUGGAGGGAAACAAUGCCCAGAACAGUGACAAUAACAUACAAGUACCAUCGGAAUAUGAUAGGUAUCCUCUGAUGGCAGGUUCCAGGGUAGUCUCUUCCACGUCUCUUUCGUCACACUUGUAUCAAAACAAACAGACACCAAAGAGUGAUGAUACUUCGCUGAGCUCGAACAAGAGCACAAAUCCGUUCAUUGCGGCCACAGACUUUAGUCCCUUUGGUGGAUACCCUGCAUCGUCAUUCCCGCUUCAUAUCGACGAAAAGGAACCAGAUGAUUACCUUCAUAACCCAGACCCCAUUGCCGAUGCUCUGUAUGACAAAAACAGAUUCAUGUAUGAUUUGAAGAACAUGGACCGUCGUUCUAUGGGUGGCCUUUUCGGUAUCAUUUUUCUCGUCAUCGCUGUGAUUUGUGUGUUUAUUCUUUUCCCAGUUCUCACAUACUCCGGUGUCGCCGACCAUUAUACUCCAGAAUCAUAUGAGAUAUUAACACACUAUAAAUAUCCCAUAUUGAGUGCUAUAAGAACGAGUUUGGUGGAUCCUGAUACUCCUGAUGAGUACCUCACCAGAAAAGUCACUACGGGUACUUGGAAAUUAGUGUUCUCGGAUGAAUUUAAUAAAGAUGGUCGUACAUUUUACGAUGGUGAUGAUCAAUUUUUCACCGCUCCAAACUUCCAUUAUGCUGCUACUCAUGAUUUGGAAUGGUACGAUCCAGAUGCUGUCUGGACUGAAAAUGGUACUUUGAACCUUCGUAUGGACGCUUUCAAGAAUCAUGAUUUAUUCUAUAGAUCAGGAAUGGUUCAAAGUUGGAACAAAAUGUGUUUCACCCAAGGUAUGAUUGAAUUUUCUGCUCAACUUCCCAAUUACGGAAAUGUUUCAGGUUUGUGGCCUGGUUUGUGGACAAUGGGUAACUUGGGUAGACCAGGAUAUAUGGCAACUACAGACGGUGUGUGGCCUUACACCUAUGAAGCCUGUGAUGCUGGUAUUACUGCUAACCAAUCCUCUCCUGAUGGAAUUUCGUACCUUCCUGGUCAACGGUUGCCUCUGUGUGCUUGUAGUGGACUGGACCAUCCCAACGUUGGAACUGGUCGUGGAGCUCCCGAAAUCGAUGCUCUUGAAGCUGAGUAUGCUUCAAACUUGAAACUCGGUUUGGCUUCCCAAUCUAUGCAAAUUGCUCCUUUUGACAUUUGGUACAUUCCUGAUUACAAUUUUGCUUCCAUUAACGACGAUACGGUCACUUCAAUCAACUCGUAUGCCGGAGGUCCCUUCCAACAAGCUGUUUCUGGUGUUACUACACUCAACAAUGCGUGGUACGAAAAAUACGAAGAUCCCAAAUUUCAAAUGUAUGGAUACGAGUAUCUCAAUGACGAUGACGAUGGUUAUUGUACUUGGUAUGUUGGUGAGCCAACGUUAACGGUCAAAGCAUAUGCAUUGGGACCCAAUGGUAAUAUUGAUUUCCGCCGUAUCUCAAAGGAGCCUAUGUCUGUCAUCAUGAAUUUGGGUAUUUCCAAUAAUUGGGCAUACAUCGAUUGGCCCUCGCUCAACUUCCCAGUGACGAUGAGAAUCGACCAUGUGCGAGUUUACCAGCCGGAAGAUCAAAUCAGUGUAACAUGCGACCCUGAAGACCAUCCAACCUACCAGUACAUUCAGGAUCAUCUCAAUGCAUACGAAAACGUCAAUUUGACAUCUUGGGAAGAUGCCGGAUACUCGUUUCCGAAGAAUAAGUUACUUCAUGGGUGCUAG
This is a messenger RNA of Meyerozyma guilliermondii ATCC 6260, 1968 nucleotides long. It is a transcript of the gene SKN2, whose product is annotated as Skn2p. Gene Ontology annotation, biological process: fungal-type cell wall organization; (1->6)-beta-D-glucan biosynthetic process. The coding region runs from base 1 to 1968 and encodes 655 amino acids. The transcript has a single exon. Gene Ontology annotation, molecular function: glucosidase activity. Lineage: Eukaryota; Fungi; Ascomycota; Pichiomycetes; Serinales; Debaryomycetaceae. The record is from RefSeq and is a predicted model, not a curated record. Gene Ontology annotation, cellular component: endoplasmic reticulum membrane; plasma membrane.